AUGAUUGCUUCUCGGUGCUUUGCUAGUUUGACGCUGUGCAGCCUGGUCAUUGCCCAAAGUGGCGGCUCAGCACGAGUCAGUCUACCCAGGCUGGGAGGUUUGCUCCCAGCUGCAGUGCAGACACCCCCCCGAGUUCCCAGCUGGGAAGCCUUGUGCUUUAACCACCAGACCAUUUCUUCCUCUUCAAGUAAUAGAGCAAAUGCAAACCUACUCGUUUCAAAACCUGCAUUCAUUUUUUGUCUUUUCCCGCCCUUGUUAGUCAAGAGCGUUGAGUAUUUAAGGUCGUUCGUAAAGUACCGGGAGAAAGUGGCUUAUGACAGAGCGGCUUUAGAAUCGAUGCAUCAGAAGGCAAAAAGGGCCACCGAAGAGCAUGACAAAAUCAUUCAGCUAGAAUUCCAAGCCUAUCAGAGGACGUUCAAGCUGCGGUUAAGCAGGGACACGAGUGCUUUCGCCAGAGACUUCGAGGUGACCGGGAAGGCCACCUCAGAGCCUGCAGAUGUGUCUUUCAUUUACUCUGGUGUCUUGCAAGAUGAGCCUGGAUCUUUCUGCCACGGUGCCAUCAUCAAUGGCCUUUUCGAAGGGUUUAUCAGAACCAAGAAUGGCACCUACUACGUGGAGGCUCCCGGCGCAUCUGUCAGCAAUGCGACGUCUCCAGGCCAUGCUCUCAUCCACCAUGAAAGCGACAUCGAUUAUUCCAUUUUAGAAGAUCCAGACUCUGCUUCUUUGACUCGGAGAACGCAUCAGGUCUUGCAGAAUUUCCAGCAAGAGCUAAAGUUAAAGGGAGAAACCUUGGAGAGGCGGAGAAGGAGUCUGGAUUAUUCUAGGACGUCCUGCCUGCUGUACCUUCAAGCUGACUACUUGUUCUACCAAAGAUUUGGCACCACUGAAGCAGUGAUUGCUCAGAUUGCUAGCUACAUAAAAGCCGUGAAUGCAAUUUACGAAGGUGCAAAUUUUGAUGGUAUCAGGCACAUCGACUUCAAAGUGAAAACCCUGGACAUAAUCCAGGAGAACAAUCCUUCUGGUUCUAUGGAGUCACCUUUCAUCGGCCCAGAAAUGCUGCUGAUGCUGCACUCCAAGUCCAACUGGAAUAGCUAUUGUCUCUCCUACCUCCUCACUGACAGGGAUUACAGCGGAGUUCUUGGGAUUGCUUUUAAUGGACAAGCUGGUGACUUGGGGGGAAUAUGUUCCAAGCACAGGAAAUUCCGGGACAAGGAGGUGUCUCUGAACACUGGCUUGAUCACGCUGCAGAAAUAUGGCCAAUAUUUGCCUCCUAGGAUUCUCCAUAUCACUCUGGCCCACGAACUUGGCCACAGCCUGGGAGCUCCGCAUGAUGAAAGUAAAGAAUGCGCCCGUUUCAGCUUUGACACCACGCAUGGGAACUACCUGAUGUUCAGCUACGCCACAGACGGAUGGCAAUACAACAAUGACAAAUUCUCCCCGUGCAGCAGUGAAUACAUCGGGAACAUCCUAAGAGCCAAGAAGGACAGGUGCUUCGUUGAAACUGACCGCCCCAUCUGUGGGAAUCAAAUUGUAGAUCCAGGGGAGGAGUGCGACGCGGGCAACGAUGACUCUGACCCUUGCUGCUAUGCUGCCAAGGAGCCAGAGGGCAUCCGAUGUAGGCUGAAGCCAGGAGUGCAGUGCAGCUCAAGCCAGGGCCUGUGCUGCAGCCAUGAAUGUGUCUAUAAACUCCAAGGGGAGCUCUGCCAUGAGGAGACUGAUUGCACCUUUGAGAGCACCUGCUCUGGACGAACAGCUGAAUGCACCGUUCCCCCUCCCAAAGCCAAUUACACUCCAUGCAGCAUGGGGACACGGAUCUGCUUAAAUGGGCUCUGCCUCGGAUCACUCUGCGUCAAGUACAGCCUGGAGCAAUGCGACUGCGUUAGCACAUCCAGGCAGGAGAAAUGCCACGUAUGCUGCCAGCAGCCAGGCCAAGUGGACACAUGUGCCAGUACAUCCUCUGCUCUGCUGCAGCAUCACUUCAACGGCACGCACAUCCCGCUGACCCCAGGCACGCCCUGCAGGGACAGGACGGGCUACUGCGAUAAGUUUCACGUCUGUCGGCUCGUGGACGAAGAUGGGCCCAUAGCCAGGGUGAAGAAUUCCAUCUUGGAUUUCAUUGAGCUGCAGGAUGUAUCAGACUGGAUGAAGACGCGCUGGUGGGCUGUGCUCUUGAUGAUCCUGACUUUGGCAGCUGUGAUGGCCGGCACAGUCUUCCUCUUCGGAAGGACGCUUGAAAGCGAAAAAGAAGAGAAAAGCAUGAAGUGCACGGUCAAGAAGAACUCACUCAGCCAGCAACCUGAGAAAAGGCAAACAUUAAUAUACUGGGAACACGAGGAGCUCUACAUUGAAACGACGCACCAGGAGUAUGAGACCAUAAUAUAGCAGAUACACAUCAUCCUGAUUCAAGUCUGCUCUUGGAGGUCAUCACCAUCCAGAACACAUGAGCAACACAUUGGAGCAGCUUUUUCAGAAAAGCUCAGCUCCCAUUUAAGCACCUAAAACAAGUGACCAGAUUUUUCAAACAGGCUCAGCAUCCAGCAGCCGCUGCUGAAAAUCCAGCUACUCCCAGUCAGGACUUCUGGGUUCUACCUCCUGCCACUAGAACAAUAGGUACUUUAUGCAUAAAGGUAUUCCUUGAUCUGCCACUGACUUGCUGAGUACCUUUGCCAAGUGCCUUCACCUGCCCGUGACUCUUCUUCCUGCCUGCUUCAAAGGUACGGGGAGAGAUAAUGUCUGUAAAGUACUUAGAGAUCAGCUAUUAGAAGAAAUGGAGGAGAGAAGAGAACUUAUCUGCUACUGCUUUUACUGGGCCAAAUAAAUCAUUUUGUGUAUCACGUUCUCAAAUAAGGAAUUUCAUGUUAAAUAUAUAUUUUUUGAAGUCUGACACUUUUCAUGUAGGAUAUCUAAUUUUCCCCCUUUGCUAAAGAAGAGUCUGAUUUGGCCAUCCUUACCUCACAGGACAUCCUAUAGGAGUAAUCCCACUGAAUCCCAUCGAUUUUGAGGCCAUAAGAGACCAUCUAUGAUCAAUAGAUUCAG
This is a messenger RNA of Caretta caretta (loggerhead turtle), 3036 nucleotides long. NCBI's taxonomy places the organism in Eukaryota, Metazoa, Chordata, Testudines, Cheloniidae. The record is from RefSeq and is a predicted model, not a curated record.